Sebastes umbrosus (honeycomb rockfish) is the source of this 2465-nucleotide messenger RNA. RefSeq names its product cytidine and dCMP deaminase domain containing 1 (gene cdadc1). Bases 152 to 1756 code for a protein of 534 amino acids. The transcript is spliced from 12 exons. Lineage: Eukaryota; Metazoa; Chordata; Actinopteri; Perciformes; Sebastidae. The record is from RefSeq and is a predicted model, not a curated record. Gene Ontology annotation, molecular function: zinc ion binding; hydrolase activity.
UGUUAUUACUUGUCAAGCAACCGGCUGCUAGCUGCGAUAUAACCGGAUAAAACAGAGAUAUAAGGCUAAAAACCUCCUUUAAGGAUGUAUAUAAUAUCCUAAACCGGUCAAACGUAACGUGGAGAAAUUAUUUUACUAGCUGGAGGACUGAAUGGAAGGAAGCCAGAUGAGGAACCGAGCCGAUCCAGGCCAGAUCAUGCCAGGCCAAGAAGAUAUGAGAGACAGCAGCACCCAGACUGACAGCAGACUGCAAGGUCAUGGCCCCAGGCUGUCGAAGGUAAACCUGUUUACCUUGUUGAGUUUGUGGAUGGAGCUGUUCCCACAGGAGCAAGAAGAAGAAGAAGAAGAAGAAGAAGAAGAUGAAGAAGAAGAAGAUGCCCACAGUGAGAUCCGCGGGAUGGGUCUGGUGGUGGUGCGGGACAGUAAGGUGAUGGGACUCCACUGUUCAGGACCUGAGCUCCACGCAGGGCAGGCGGCCAUCAUCCAACACGGCGCCUCCCUGGCUGACUGUCAGUUGUACUUCUCUAGGAGACCCUGCGCCACCUGCCUCAAGAUGAUCAUCAACGCUGGAGUCAGUCAGAUCUCCUUCUGGCCCGGAGACCCCGAGGUCAGCAUGCUGAGGUCCGCCUCCGCGAACCGUUCAACCUCCAACAGUCCACCUGACGGCAUCUCGGAGGAGGCCGCGCUGGACGCCGUGGCGACUGAGAAGCUCAAGUCCAACAGCCGUCCUCACAUCUGCGUGCUGCUGCAGCCGCUCGCGCCCGGCCUGGCGCAGUUUGUCGACGAGACGUCCAGAGAGUGUGAUUUCAUGGAGAGGAUGACGGAAGACGAGCCGAGGCUGGACACAGAGGAGCUCUUCAACGGACAGCGGACGAAACACCUGAAGGAUUUCUCCGGGCAGCUCCUGGUCAGGACGUCUGGGCAGCACCGAGACAUUCUGACCCACAUGGGUCUGGAGAACUUCUGCAUGGAGCCGUACUUCUCCAACCUGAGAAACAACAUGAGGGAGCUGGUGGAGGUUCUGGCCGCGGUGGCUGCCGGCGUGCCGCAGCACAAGUACGGCUUCUACAGAGAGCAGUAUUCAACACCCGAGUCAUCUCUAGCCAAGUCCUCGCUGCCUCCACAUCAUGAGGGACUGUCCCAAGAAGUGGCUCGCCAUUGCAUCAUCCAGGCCAGGCUGCUGGCUUAUAGAACAGAGGACCCCAAAGUGGGCGUGGGUGCCGUCAUCUGGGCCAAGGGAGCGUCGGCUGGCAGUGAUGGGACGGGGUGUCUGUACCUGGUGGGUUGUGGGUAUAACGCCUACCCAGCAGGCUCGCAGUACGCUGAAUACCCCCAGAUGGACAACAAACAGCAGGACCGGCAGAGACGCAAAUACAGAUACAUCAUCCACGCAGAGCAGAACGCCCUCACCUUCAGGACGCGACACAUCAAACCGGACGAGCCCACCAUGAUGUUUGUGACCAAAUGUCCGUGCGACGAGUGCGUCCCUCUGAUCAGAGGAGCCGGCAUCACGCACAUCUACACCACCGACCAGGACCGGGGCAAGGACAAGGGGGACAUCUCCUACCUGAGGUUCAGCAGCCUGAAGAACGUCAGCAAGUUCGUAUGGCAGAGGAGCCCUUCAGUUCGCGCUGCGUCCUCUCCUCACCGCGCCAAUGGACACGUCGGGAAACACAGCAGGCAGGCCGAGCAGGAGAGCCACAGCAGCAAGAAGCUGUGCGCCAACAGAUCCGACGACUCGCCGACCGUCAGCUGAGCGCCAGACACAGACAGACGGACGGAUAUACCAAAAACUACACAAUCAUGUUUUUAGCCCUCGUGCUGCAGAUUUGAUAUUUUAUGGCUGCACCGACACAGCAGGAACUGUGAGAAAUCAAAUCUGUGGCGCACAUAAUUGUAUUCAUAUUUUGCUCUUUUAUGAAGAACUGGGAUCAUUGGUCAGCCUGGAAUGUAAACAGCUGGAAACCAUACAACGCGCUUACCUCUAUGGGGAAACCACCAAGAAGGAUGGACGGAUGGAUGGAUGGGAUAUAGGGAUACCACAAAAAUAAUAAAUUUCAAAUAGUUAAAUAUGCUGUGAUAUGUGGAUUGUCAUUUUAUUGUUUUUAUAUAAGUGGUGAAUAGUUGAUUUAAACAGUGUAAUGGUUUGAUAUAAAGACAUCCAUACUGUAUGUAUGUAUGUAUGCACAGGAUGUGGAUUUUUACUCAAAAGGGUGUUGCUGUGAGAAUCUUUUACUUCUGAUUAUAUUACAAAUAUAUUAAUGCACAAAGCAGCUUUAAGAAAGAAGGAACUCUUUUACAGCCAGGUUUCAUUUCCUGCAUGAGAACCUGUUCUACUUCAUUGUGUGUCAUACCUUCUUUUUUUAUGUUGGUACAAUAACAAGCCAUUCAAAUGUUUCUGUAACCGAGGUCCUAAUCAGAGAGAAAUGCACACUAAAAUGAAAAUAAAGGUGUUAUUAAGAAGA